Molecule: messenger RNA, 1882 nt
Organism: Symphalangus syndactylus (siamang)
Lineage: Eukaryota; Metazoa; Chordata; Mammalia; Primates; Hylobatidae
Gene: FAAP24
Product: FA core complex associated protein 24
Biological process (GO): interstrand cross-link repair
Cellular component (GO): Fanconi anaemia nuclear complex
Molecular function (GO): chromatin binding
Source: RefSeq, a predicted model, not a curated record
GUGAACCCGGAAGUGGCGCGGCAGCCAGUAACAUGAUCUCUAGACUGGGACGCCGGGAUUCCUGCCGGCUGUAUUCGGGCCUUGGACUGGACUGAGGAGCCACGGUGGAGACCAUCCAUGGAAAAGAACCCCCCUGAGGAUACGGGCCCCGUGCACGUGCCUUUGGGGCAUAUUGUGGCCAAUGAGAAAUGGCGCGGGUCACAGCUGGCGCAGGAGAUGCAAGGGAAAAUUAAGCUCAUUUUCGAGGAUGGCUUGACACCAGACUUUUAUCUGUCGAACAGAUGCUGCAUUCUUUAUGUCACCGAAGCUGAUUUGGUGGCAGGAAAUGGCUACAGAAAGAGGCUUGUUCGGGUUAGAAAUUCCAAUAAUCUUAAAGGAAUUGUAGUCGUUGAAAAAACCCGGAUGAGUGAACAAUACUUCCCAGCCCUACAGAAGUUUACUGUGCUGGACCUUGGAAUGGUCCUGCUUCCAGUGGCCAGCCAGAUGGAAGCAUCCUGCCUCGUCAUCCAGUUGGUUCAAGAGCAAACAAAAGAGCCCAGUAAGAACCCUCUUCUCAGGAAGAAACGGGCCCUGCUGCUCUCUGAGCCUUCGCUCCUUCGAACCGUGCAGCAGAUCCCAGGAGUUGGAAAAGUUAAAGCUCCCCUUCUCCUCCAGAAGUUUCCAAGCAUCCAGCAACUGAGUAAUGCUUCCAUUGGGGAACUGGAGCAGGUGGUCGGACAAGCAGUGGCACAGCAGAUCCAUGCCUUCUUCACACAGCCCAGGUGAGGGCUGGCCUCGGGGCCACGGCAUCUUCUCCCGAGACCACAAACACCAGGAUCUUGUUUUCAGCUUUAAAAACCAAGAGAAUGGGCCGGGAGCAGUGGCUCACGCCUGUAAUCUCAGCACUUUGGGAGGCUGAAGACAGCGGAUCAUCUGAGGUCAGGAGUUCAAGACCAGCCUGGCCAACAUGGAGAAACCCUGUCUCUACUAAAAAUAGGAACAAUUAGCCAGGCAUGGUGACAGGUGCCUGUAAUCCCAGCUACUUGGGAGGCCGAGGCAUGAGAAUCACUUGAACCCGGGAGGCAGAGGUUGCAGUGAGCCAAGAUCAUGCCACUGCACUCCAGCCUGGGUGCCACAGCGAGACCCUGUCUCUAAAAAAAAAAAAAGCCCGGGCGCAGUGGCUCACACCUGUAAUCCCAGCACUUUGGGAGGCUGAGGCGAGCAGAUCACAAGGUCAGGAGAAGAUUGAGACCAACCUGGCAAACACAGUGAAAUCCUGUCUGUACUAAAAAUACAAAAAAUUAGCCGGGCGUGGUGGUGGGCCCCUGUAGUCCCAGCUGCUCCUGAGGCUGAGGCAGGAGAAUGGCGUGAACCCGGGAGGCGGAGCUUGCAGUGAGCCAAGAUCGUGAGCACUCCAGCCUGGGCGACAGAGCGAGACUCCGUCUCAAAGAAAACAACAACAAAAAAAAAAAUGAGAAAAAGGAUUUCCUCUAGCAGCAACUAGUGAAAGAUGAGGCGAGGCCUGAAUGGAGCCUGUGGGUUGUCCUGCCUUAGCGUCUGAGUUCAGCUUGUGAAGUUAGUGGGCCGCAGAGGGCACUGCCUUCAUUCUGCUAAGAUGAAAAGGGCUGGUGGGAUCUUCGCAAGAGAGUCAGGGACUCACUCAACAAAAAGCCAGUUAGGGCCGAUUUUAAUGUGCGACCUUGACCUGCAUCUGUCAUGGAAAGUGCCUUCUAAAAAGCUUCAGUGGUGGAUGUGACCAUCUGAAGGAAACAAAUGUACAAGGAAGCACUGCGAAUCCUAAGCCCUGUGUUCCUGGAGUUUGACCUGCUGUUCAUCAGCUUUGGCCUUCAUGUACCUGUACUGCGGAGGGCUGCUUCCAAUGUAAAUAAAUAACUGCGAAACA